AUGCCGCGCGCGGCUCGCCUCCUCAUCUUCCUUGUGCUCGUAUACGCUUUCUGCUGGAUCAAGGGCUGGCCUGCGUACUACGACGACGAGGAGCUGCCCCCAAGCCAACGGCCAAAAUCGACAACAGCUCUUGGUGGACACCGCGUUACUGUCGACCACCUCGUCGUUACUGUCACUACUGCCGCGACCGAUGCGUUUACGAAACUUACGCCAGCGUUGCUGUACCUCGAUAAGGCCUAUCACAAGGAGCUGUUGCUGAUGGGAGACCUGAUGAUGGACAUCGGCCCGUUUCCAGUGUUCGAUGUCCUGGCGAAGUACCCUAUGAAGUACGUUGCUCAGAACGAUGAGCUGAAAAGGUACAAGCGACAGCUGGAGUAUGCGCGGAAGGGCAUACCGCUGAGCAACCUGCAGGAGAAGGAUCCAAAGAAAGAGCAGGAAGUCUUGAGAGCGCUGGCCAAAUAUAAGAUACUUAGGGCAAUGGAGAGCACAUGGGAAUAUCGACCGAAGCGGGACUGGUACGUCUUCACGGAUGAAGAGACGUUCAUAGAUCGCGGGAACCUGCUGGACUGGCUGAGCCAAUAUGACCCAAAGCUGAAACUUUUCUUUGGCAAUCCCCCCAUCGCCGAUGUGCCCGAUGCUUUUGCGGCAGGUGGUACGUCUUUUAUCGUUUCGGGCCAGACAAUGCGACUCUUAUUUGAAGACCGGAAGACCAUGAUGCAGAACUGGAAGAACUGGGACCCUAAGAUUCGGGACUAUCCCUCGGCGAUUCACCUGGUUGAGAGCUUCCUCAAGACCGAGCUCAGUCUGGAGAUGGUUAGAUUUUGGCCUGGUGUAUCUGGCUUCAAUCCAGCCACCAUCUCCUACACGCCAGGAAUUUGGUGCGAACCAGUUCUCAUGAUGCAUCAUAUCUCCGCCGGCAUUGGGAGUGACCUGUAUAAAUUUGAGAAAGAGCGAGUAGAAGACCACAAGAUCGAUAGUACGUUGCGAUACGCAGACUUGUGGUACCGAUUCAUGGGUCCUGAAGAUCUCAAUCAGACUCGCCAUGACUGGGACAAUCUGUCUGCUGAAUCCACGAACAACAGAUGGAACAUUCUGUUUGAAAAGGAGGGCGAGUCGGACGCCAACCGCGCUACAAGAGCAGAAGGCUCGUGGGAGGCAUGUAAAAAGUCGUGCGACAGCAACAAGUAUUGCCUGCAGUGGUCGUAUUCGUCGAUGGCGGCACCCAACUGGAACGAGAACGGCUUCACGAAGUGCCAUUUGAGUAGCAGUAUGCGCUUCGGUGCGCACACUGAGCCAGAAGCGGUCGAAGUCAAUGGCGAGAACAAGCCCCGGACCUGGACGAGUGGAUGGAGGAAAGACCACUUCAAGCGUUGGGCGAACCAGCAGCGGUGCAAGAACCAGCAACAUUAA
This is a messenger RNA of Macroventuria anomochaeta, 1410 nucleotides long. Its product is annotated as glycosyltransferase family 31 protein. The transcript has a single exon. The coding region runs from base 1 to 1410 and encodes 469 amino acids. The record is from RefSeq and is a predicted model, not a curated record. NCBI's taxonomy places the organism in Eukaryota, Fungi, Ascomycota, Dothideomycetes, Pleosporales, Didymellaceae.